Chelonus insularis is the source of this 1534-nucleotide messenger RNA. It is a transcript of the gene Uba4, whose product is annotated as Ubiquitin-like activating enzyme 4. NCBI's taxonomy places the organism in Eukaryota, Metazoa, Arthropoda, Insecta, Hymenoptera, Braconidae. Bases 124 to 1434 code for a protein of 436 amino acids. The record is from RefSeq and is a predicted model, not a curated record. Gene Ontology annotation, cellular component: cytosol; cytoplasm. Gene Ontology annotation, molecular function: thiosulfate-cyanide sulfurtransferase activity; URM1 activating enzyme activity; adenylyltransferase activity. The transcript is spliced from 5 exons. Gene Ontology annotation, biological process: tRNA wobble position uridine thiolation; protein urmylation.
UUGGUUCUUCAAAAUGAGAAUCAUGUGAUUUGUAUUUUUUCAUUACAAUUUUUAACUGAAAAAUAAACUAAACAGAUAAUAAAGUAAUUAAAAAAAAAAAAAAAAAUUAGUAGACUUAGAAAAAUGGAUGAAGAUCAACUAAUACGAGAAAUAGAAGAACUAAAAAAAUUAUUGAAAGAAAAAGAGGAUAACCUUACGCAGUUGAGGUCGAAAAAACAAAUAUUACAGAAAAAUGGGUUAAAAAAUGAUGAAAUUAUGAGAUAUAGUCGACAAAUUCUUAUUCCAGAAAUUAGCGUAAAAGGACAAGUAAAAAUAAAAAAAUCAUCAGUGCUGAUAGUUGGGGCUGGUGGAUUAGGAUGCCCUUCAGCUUUAUAUCUAGCUGGUGCUGGAAUUGGAAAAAUUGGAAUCAUAGAUUAUGAUAAUGUUGAGUUAAAUAAUCUUCACAGACAACUACUUUUUACCAUUCAUGAUCUUGGAAGAGCUAAAGUCGAAGCAGCUGCUGAACAUCUUACGAGACUUAAUGAAAAUGUUGUAGUCAUUCCUUACAAAAUGCAAGUUGAUAGUACCAAUAUUUUAAACAUCAUCAAAGAUUAUGAUAUUGUUCUUGAUGCAACUGAUAAUGUUCCUACACGAUAUUUACUAAAUGAUGCUUGUGUUUUAUCAAAAAAACCACUAGUCUCUGGAUCAGCUCUAAAAAUGGAAGGUCAAUUAACUGUGUAUAAUUAUAAAAAUGGACCAUGUUAUCGGUGUGUAUUCCCACAGCCACCACCACCAGAAACAGUUGUAAAUUGUGGUGAUGGAGGUGUUAUUGGAGCAGUUGUUGGAACAAUUGGAGUAUUACAAGCCUUGGAAGUAAUCAAGAUAAUUUUAAACAUUUCUGGAGUUCUUUCUGAACGACUCGUACUCUUUGAUGGAAUGGAAGCAGCAUUUAGGACAAUCAAAUUACGCCCUAAAAAUCCUAAUUGUGCUAUAUGUGGUAAUAAUCCAAUGAUUACUGAAUUAAUCGAUUAUGAGCAAUUUUGUAAAAGUCGAGCAAAUGACAAGAAUCCUAAUUUAAAACUUUUAAAAAAUGAAGAAAGAAUUACUGUUGAAGAGUACCAUAAAAUUAAAAAUCUUUCAACACCUCAUCUUCUGAUUGAUGUUCGAUCAUCAGAAGAAUUCCAAAUUUGUCAUCUAGAUGAUGCUAUUAAUAUUCCCUAUAUUGACAUAAAAAAGAAAGGAGGUUUAGAAAAAGCUGAAGAAAUAAUCAAAGAAAAACUACAAGGGUGUAAAGACACUGAUGUAUAUGUUUUAUGUCGUCGUGGGAAUGAUUCUCAACGAGCUGUAAAAUUAUUUAAAGAAUUUUUCAAAGAUGAAAAUAACAGAAUAAAGGAUAUCGUGGGUGGUAUCCAUUCAUGGACACACAAGAUUGAUUCUCAAUUUCCAAUUUAUUAAUAAUAGAACUAAUAAAGGUAAAUAAUUUUUGUUGACCGAUUUUGUACAGUUUUAAAUAAUAUAAAGUACAUUACUUAUUGAUUAUGUAAUAAAUUAUAAC